AAUGUUGAGAUGCUUUACUGUCGUGGCUGGGUGACACAGCUUUGGUCUGGUAGAGAGCACAGACUCACGCUGUGACUAGUCUUUAGCUGCACUGGCGCAGUGUCCGGUUUGGUGGGGGUGGUUGUGUGUGAGAGAGGGGAGAGGUUGAGAAACAAGGCGGCGGUCUGCCUCUUGUUUCCGUUCGUGGCUUCUCAUUACCCUUCGGGUCCGUGAACCCGGUGCAUGGGCGAAGGACAAAGCGGGGAGAGGGAGAGAUUUCAGUCUCCAGUCUCGGAACUGCCAGUUUCUGCAGGGAAACGGGCGGAAGUGUUUACGAAUCGUGAAAAAAGGGGAACUGUUGCAGUCUGACACCCGACAGAGAGACACAAUCCCCGGGACCAAUGGAUUCACUGACCCUCAUCCUGUUGUCUGGUGUCAUUCCACUUUACUUGUGUGCCUCCCUCAGUGAGUGUGACCAGACCCAGUAUAUCAAGGAUGGCAAGUGCUGUUUCAAAUGUGGCCCUGGUUCGUUCAUGGUGGCGAAGUGUAAUUCGAACGAAUACUCGAAUUGUGAACCUUGCCAGAGAGGCUUCUACCAACCUGCCUGGACCAUGGAGGAUCAUUGCCAACCACACACAGUUUGUGAUUCAAAAGGUGGUUUUGAAAUCAAGCAAGUCGGUGACUGGGUGAGAAAUGUGCAGUGUCUGUGUAAACAAGGGAUGCAUUGCCCUAAUAAAGACUGUGAGAUCUGUGAGCAUGAUACGGCAUGUCCUCCUGGUCAAGGAGUCAAAAUUCCAGGUGACCGAAAAUUUCAGGCAACAACUUGCGAGGAUUGCAAACCUGGUUUCUAUUCAAAUGCGACAUCUUUAAUAGAACCUUGCAAGAAAUGGAUGAACUGCUCAUCGCUCGGACUGAUAGAAGUCAGACCAGGGACCACACAGAGCGAUGUUGAAUGCGGUAUCCCAUACCAGAGCAAUGAAUCUUACGAAGUUGCAGUUGGCUUUUUGGCUGUGCUGCUUAUCUUGUGCAUAGCUUUAUUUAUCUGCAGCAGGCUGGGUUAUCUGGAUCAAGUUUUUGAUUUCAUUCAAAGAAAGAAGGAGAAUGACCCUGAGCGGGUCGCCCAGGAAACCCAUCCGGGUGAUCCGAUUCACAGCCCAGAGAUGGAGCAAGGAGGGAGCAUUAGCAUGCACACGGCGGUCCAGGAAGUAGGCAAGGACAGCCGCCCCUCAGAGGAGGAAGGGCAGACCCUACUUAACACAUCAGAUACCUCCUAUGUGUACAGGGAUAGUGCCAAUGGGAAUGCAGGGAGAGUAUGCGUGGACUGAGGAACAGCGGUGUUGUGAGUCGGAACCUGAAAUGAACAAAUCCAGGAUUCAAAGACUUGACCUUGGAUUUCUACAGAACUUGCUUCAAGACUGCAUACCGUAUAACGGUCUCAUUCUGCGUUCACGGCAUUUUUUUCUAAAUCCUUCUAAUCUUGACGUCUACCCGUGAUAAGUCACCAGAAAGAUUACUUGCUGGAACAGUACAACAAAGGACACCUGUACUGUUAUCAAUGACCUCUGUGCAGAUGGGUCACUCUGAAAACAGACCAGAUUGUGACAUUUCUUGUUCUGCCUUUGGUGUCCAUAACUGGUGAAUCUUGCACAAAGGGUGCUGUUAUGUUUGUCAGAACUUGGGUGCAUUAGGUGCAGAAACCUGUCAAUGGUACUCAGUUGUGGGCUUUAUCAUCAAUGCCCAACAAAUCCCAUAUGGAAAUUAAUCUGGUGUGGCUGCUCGGCAGAGUAUGCUUCGGCUUGGAAUCCCAACAUCCCCUCACCUCUCGGCACUCGUUACUUGUUCACUGCGAUUGAUCUGGAUUAUGGCUGGAGUGUGGGCAGCAUCUGCCGGGAGAUUUUGCAUCGCUGAGACGCCAGUGAAAGUGCCAGUGAGGGAGGGCCACUAGAGAGGCUCUAGUGCAGGGCUGCCAGUGCGUGAGAGGCACAGAGAGCUCAUGGGGCCACAGAAGUAGAGAACUAAAUGGAGCUCUACACUCAUGGGAAUUGUCUCUGUCUGGAGAAGGAGUGAGAUUAAAUAGAUGAUAACGAUAACAAGAAUGUAAUCCCGGCCCGGGGUUUCAGGUGGCAAUGAAACCAGCUGAGCUUCACAAUCGCUCUUGAUAAAAAUCAUCAGAAACUCCUCCAAAUCUGCACAGCACAACUCUGUAGCUGAUUGGGUGAUCAGUGAUCAGUUUCUGUUAACUUUCAUUGAGGAUUUUUUUUUGCUGGUUUAGUCAAAAAAGUUCCCUGUGUUGAUGAGUCAGACCUGAUGAUAUUAGCAGUAAAUGCCAUGAUUAUGCAAUUUUAUCUUAUCUCACUGGGAGGAUGCAUCAGUGGAGUGUACAGUAAACCAAGUGGAUAGCUGGGACAUGUGGGAAUUUGGUGCAGAGGGGAAAGAGGCCUUUUCCAGUAUUGGAUGUAGAAAAACAUUUCCACGACACUAUUUCAGAAAAAGAGUGGGGCGUUACCCAUGGCAUUGUGCCUGCUAUUCAUCCCUCUUGUCAACAUCACAAAAAUCUCAAUGUCUAGAAUUCCUCAUUGUGCAUCUUAUGCUUUUGCCAAGUAACGUGGUGAGUUUCACACUAGUAGCAGGGAGUUGCCGAUUAAGAGGGAUUAUUGAUUGUUAGGUGCCUCAUUAAUGCCACAAAUUGCAUUACUAAUAUUCAGUUUCCUACCUUACUAAACGUGUUCAACAAGCUUAACUUCAAGAAUUCUCGACAUGGAAGUCAGAGUGGGUACCUGAGGACUUAAGCUCAUCAAUUGAAUUCUGAAGGACCUUUUAGGUUUGACACCUGCCUCCAGCAUCACAGGACAUGGUGUGGGGUAGGAAUGAACUGUCCUGUGAAGAUAGAUUUCAUUUAAGCUGAGCUGUCACCAGUAUUCCAGUGAGUAGCUUUAGCUCAGCUGGGAGGAAGAUUACAGGUAGUGGUUGUUGUAUGAGUCUGAAGAGAAAAGUUGAGACUUUGAAGCAAAGUAGCAAUUUGGGUAAAAUCAUGCAGGUAAUGUCAGGAGGGGAAAGAGAGCAUAUUAAUUUUAAUAGAGCAUUAGUGACUCCAGUCAUGUCAAGGACAAAUAGUAAAUCAUUCAUAGUAAAGGUGCUUUACCAGACUAUCUGGAGUGUUCUUGCUAAGUUAGAUAAAUGAAUGGCAUGAAUAGAGGUAAAUGGUUUGAUCUAAUAGCUGCUACUGAAACAUUCAUGUGUGACCAAGAUUGGGAACAGCACGUUUGGAGUAUGUGACUUCUUUUAGAAAAGGUGGGCAAAAUGAAAGAAGUGGUAGGCAGCUCCAGUAAUGAAGGAUAUGGUAAAGGCAACGGGAGAAACUAAUUUACCCUGGAAAAAUCAGGAUGUAGCAUUUGUAUGUUUGUAAUUAAGAAAUAAUGGUGUGUAGACAACAGUGAGCAGUUUACAGAUGAUCUAACAGUAAUCAUAUUGUUGGCAGAGUAUAGAUUUGGAAUUUAGAACAGCAUGGAGCAAAAUGAGUGCAGUAAUUAUGAGGAGCUUCAAUUUUUAUAUAAACUGGAAGAACCUCUAGACAAGAGUGAUCAUAAUCUGAAAGAGUUUCCUACUGAGUUUGAUAGUGAUGUGAUCGUGCCCAUAAUUAGGGUCUACAGCAAUGCCUUAGAUGAAGGAACCAAGAAUAAUAUUUGUUUGCUGAUGCUGCAAAGCGAGGAGGGCAAGUCAACCCUGAAGGAGAUGUAAAGAAACUGAAAAGAAAUGGAUAGUUUACAUGAAAAGGCAGGAAGGUGGUCAACGUUGAGAGUGAGAAUGAAAAAGCAGAAUAUUCUUUUCAAAACUGAGAAGCUAGUAAGAGUUCAGAGGAGUUUGUGGCUUCUUACAUGAAACACUGAAAGUUAACAUGCAGGUAUAGCCAGUAAUGACUCUAAAAGGAAGCAAGUUUUGGUGGAGUUGUAUAGGACUUUGUUGAGACUACACCUGGAGUGUUGUGUACAAUUUUAGUCCCCCUUCCUUAGGCAGGAAUUACUUGUCUCGGAGAAUGUACUAGAAUGAUCCCUGUGAUGACAGAGCUGAACUAUACAGUGAGAUUGAGUAGAUUAGGAACAGAGGACUAAGGAGUGGGAAUAGACCAUUCAGCCCCUCAAGCCAUCUCUACCAUUCAGUCAGAUCAUGGCUAAUCUGUUUGUGGUCUCAGAUUGAUAUUCCAUCUGCUCUGCAUAACCCUUGACACUCCUUGUUUGUCAAGAACCUAUUUAACUUGGCCUUGAAUAAAUUCAGUAACUUGGUCUUCGCAGCUUUCUUGGGAAGAGAAUUUCACAGACUAACAACUAUGUUUCCUCAGUGAUCCUUGCUUUAAUUUCUCUUCUCUGGUGUGUGGACCUCUGAGGUCUCAGUGCAGCAGCCUCUUGUGAAAUUGCAAGUUAUUUCAAAUGGCUUAUCCUUGCUCCAACUUCUUGUGUUCUUAUUGAGAGUUUUGAAUAAUGUAAGAAUCAGCCAUAUAACACUACUGAAUUCCUGGAUCAUUUAGAAGAUGGGUACAGUGUUUAGCUGCUGACCUGACCCGUCCCUAUAAGAGCAGAGUUGAACAUCAGAUAAUUGUAGAUAACGUGUACAUUUCAGAUUGCAGUUCAGCAACCACUCUCAUUGUUACUCAUGACUAAGACGGAUUCUAAAGUAUGUCAACAAAAUGAUGUCUGGAGGCUAAGUGUGCAUAAACAUGAAUUUAUGUAUGUGUUACAAAUAAACUUUCUGUGGUACUGUUUCAUCAGGAUGAAGGAAACAUGCCAACUAAUGUACAUUUAUAAUUCUGGUGCAAAAGUGUACAUGCCCUGCCCCUUUAAGACUACAAUGGGCAGCUGCUCAGCAUUUUGCAUGUAUUUUUAAAAUUAAUGCCUGGGUCACUCAUGUUAAACUGGAAUACUAUCAAGUGUCUCUUACCAUCAGUCUCUGUUAUACUUCAGGAGUAGCUCAAAUCUCUUCUUUGUAAAGGAGGCAAAAAAAUUAGAACUCUAACUGAGUUAUCAGAAAAAUAAAUCUACCAGAUAGAGGAAGGCAAAAACUGAGCCAAUUGACUCACUCAGUUUAAUUGGGGGUACUUACCUUAAAUGUUCACUUCCUCCACCACUGACCUUCAGUAACAGCAGGGUGUACAAUCUACAAGAUACAAUGCAAAGCUCCUUAGGUACCAUCUUUCAAGUGCACCUGCAAAUUCCGCUCCAAGCCCACUGACCAUCCUGACUUGGAAAUAUAUUGCCAUUCCUUCAUUGUCACUGGGUCAAAAUCCUGGAAUGUCCUACUUGACAGGACGGAGGCUGUACUAGCACAAGAUGAACUGGAACAGUCCAAGAUAGGGCCUGUCACCAUUUUCUUGGGCAACAGAUGUUCACCUUGAAUCACACCCACAUCCCAUGACAUGAAAACAGAAAGCACUACAGAAGCUCAGCAGAGGUCUGUGGAGAGAAGAAAUGAAUUAACAUUUCAAGUCCCAUUUUAGUUUUGUGGAACAGUCGUACUCAACCCUCUUCAUAUUAACCAAAAGUGGAUUGUGCAGCCCAUCAGCGUGUGCAGUCUCCCUGACACUCAGUAACCAAGCCUCACUGAGGGGUGAGCACGUCCACUGCCUUAUGGAUACCUUGGGAGAGAAGAAUGCAAAGGUUGUAAACCCUGACUGGGCUUCUGGGCUCUGUUCCAGAAUUGUUGACUGAUGUCUAAGUACGUCGUCUUUCUGCCAACUUUGCUGCCAGAUAUGCUGCUUUACAUUUCUUUAGACUCAACCAAUGAGGUUGAACGCGAGCCCAUGGAAUUUGGGAUCUCUGUAAAUUUGCCUGAGAUUUUGCCCUCGAGGGAAAACUCCAGUUUUGUUGUAUGGCAUUAACAUUCCACAGAAAACAGAGUGGACAACAACCACCCAAGCCAUCAUCUUACCAGUUGGAAGGCUACAACCCAUAAGCCUAUGACUCCAUGUCAUAUGCUUGAUGUCUUCAAAAUGCUGUUACUAUUUGAUUGUUGUAGGGAUUGUUAUGUAAAGAGAUGUGCCUUGCAUCUUCUCCUAAGUGUUUAAAAAUACUUUAUUCCCAGGCCACACUUCACCCAUUCAAUUCAAGCGGCAUCUUUUUUAUGUCUGCCUAUGGUUGGAACUUGAUUUCAAUGCGGAAGAUAAAUUUUCAAAAUCUUUUGUUGCCGUCAACAUUCAGAGGA
Messenger RNA from Stegostoma tigrinum, 6171 nucleotides. Its product is annotated as tumor necrosis factor receptor superfamily member 5-like. The record is from RefSeq and is a predicted model, not a curated record. The transcript has 9 exons. Gene Ontology annotation, molecular function: cytokine binding; tumor necrosis factor receptor activity. Gene Ontology annotation, cellular component: external side of plasma membrane. Gene Ontology annotation, biological process: positive regulation of bone resorption; multinuclear osteoclast differentiation; lymph node development. Bases 381 to 1304 code for a protein of 307 amino acids. NCBI's taxonomy places the organism in Eukaryota, Metazoa, Chordata, Chondrichthyes, Orectolobiformes, Stegostomatidae.